CCGCUCUGCCAUCAGCGCCAGCUUGUCCAUAGAGAACGGCUCGUACCAGAUCACUUGUCAAGGCGCGGGCCCUCUCGUCACCCUGCGUCUCCAGGGGCGUUCCUACCACGUGGACUGGGAGGAGAUAACGGAGGAUGGUGUAGCGCACUUCAUCAACAUCCUCAACAAGUCACCUCUGACGAAGCUGGAGCUCGCCCUCGAGGUCGACUCCGAGUGCGACUUCAUGGACCAAGAGCUCUUCGACAACAUUCUAGACGCUUUCCCCCAGCUCCAGGAGGUUCGCCUGCGGAGCAAUGUAACCGGCGCCGACGAAGGCGUCGACGACGUACCCGUGCAACUCCUCUGCCAAUCUCUCGGCUCUCGUAGCUCGGCAGCCGUCGGUGGAGGCGCCAGGGUCCGCUGCCCGAACCUCAAGGUCCUUCACGUGCACCAGCAACAGAACGGCGGAGAGUCGGUCCUCCCCGCGCUCGUCGAAUGCUUGUUCAGCCGGGAGGCAGGAGACGCGCGCGAUCUGGAGCUGUUGGCAGUCACAUUGCGUCGCUCGGGAGCAAAGGACUGGCGGAAAUCCGAUAUGACCCAUAAAGCGAUCUUCGUCCCUAUGGUCAGGCGGUAUGAGUUGACUGACGCGGGUCAGUGAUGGUGACCGCGGCGUCUCUUCGCACAUCACGGUUCAGUAAAUUAUGUGAACGCCGUUGCCAAGCGUAUGCCUUGUCCUUUUGUAAAAUAGAUUGCUCUUUAUGGCCGCAUUCCC
Molecule: messenger RNA, 751 nt
Organism: Trametes versicolor FP-101664 SS1
Lineage: Eukaryota; Fungi; Basidiomycota; Agaricomycetes; Polyporales; Polyporaceae
Exons: 2
Coding region: 224-637 (137 amino acids)
Source: RefSeq, a predicted model, not a curated record